GACUUCUCGCUUUCCCGCGCAGACAUGGGUCAGGAGGAGCCGACGGUGGGGGCGGUGGUGGAGGACAACCCGAUCCUGUGGACCUGGUUCGUCAUCGCCGUCAUGGCCUCCGUCACGAUGAUCUGCGUCGUGUUCUUCUCGAUGUGGGUGUACAGUCACCGCAUGGCCCGCGUGGCUGAGCUGCGAGCCAGCCUGUACGAGGGCUACGAGCCCGCGCAGCCCGAGCCCACCAAGAAGGACGCGGACGUGGAGGCCGCCAAGCCGGAGGAGGUCGUCGAGGACGAGAUGACGGCCAACUUCCAGCGCAAGCAACUCGCGGCCAUGAUGAAGCGCCAGGAGACCGUGCAGAGCGUGGACUCGUUCGCCUCCCACGACGACGACUUCGCUGAGUACGGCGACGAGAGCAUGGCCAUUGACCUGCUCAACUCGGUAUCGCUGGUAACGAACCCGAGACACCAAAGGCCUCCUCCGGCGCCGCGCACCUAAGACACCUGCCAGGUAACCGUGUGCCUCCGCUGGGGGCGCCGCCAGUACGAGCCUCGGCCUAUGUGCACGCG
Penaeus vannamei (Pacific white shrimp) is the source of this 557-nucleotide messenger RNA. Lineage: Eukaryota; Metazoa; Arthropoda; Malacostraca; Decapoda; Penaeidae. The record is from RefSeq and is a predicted model, not a curated record.